CAGACUCCGCGCGGAGGUGGGAUUGGUCACGCUGCUUCUCGGGCUUCGCGGUCCCGGGACACCUGUUCGCUCCGCCCGCGCCGCGACGCCGGGCACCCCGGCCGCGCUCGCCGUCGCCGCCCGAGCGGCAGGGCGACGAUCCGAAGGGCCAGCCCGGCCCGUCCCGGGCCCUCGACGAGCCUCCGCCGCGCGCCGCUGAACCGCCUUCCGGCACGAUGAGCGCGAACUCGGCGGCCGUGGAGCCCCUGCCCCGGCUCUGCUGCCUGGAGAAGGGUCCCAGCGGCUACGGCUUCCACCUGCACGGGGAGAAGGGCAAGCUGGGCCAGUUCAUCCGGCUGGUGGAGCCCGGCUCCCCGGCCGAGAAGGCGGGGCUGCUGGCGGGAGACCGGCUGGUGGAAGUGAACGACGAGAACGUGGAGAAGGAGACGCACCAGCAGGUGGUGAGCCGCAUCCGCACCGCGCCGGGCGCCGUGCGCCUGCUGGUGGUCGACCCCGACGCGGACGCGCACUUCCAGAUGCUCGGGGUGCAGGUCCGCGGGGAGCUGCUGCGCGCCCGCGACGCGCCCGACGCGCGCACGGAGGACGAGGCCCCGCGGGCCGCGCCGGAGUCGCGCGCCGCCGAGAAGAGCGUCCCGGAGCGGCCUGCACUGCGGCCCCGACUCUGCGUCAUGAAGAAGGGCCCCAACGGCUACGGCUUCAACCUGCACAGCGACAAGUCCAAGCCGGGCCAGUACAUCCGUGCGGUGGACGCCAGCUCGCCCGCCGAGGCCGCGGGGCUGCGGGCCCAGGACCGCAUUGUGGAGGUGAACGGGGUCUGCAUGGAGGGCAAACAGCAUGGUGACGUAGUGGCAGCCAUCAAGGCUGGCGGGGACCAGACAAAGCUGCUGGUGGUGGACCAGGAGACGGAUGAGUUCUUCAAGAAGUGCAGAGUGACCCCCUCUCAGGAGCACCUGGAAGGUGCCCUGCCUGAGCCCUGCACGAAUGGGGAGAUCCAGAAGGAGAACAUUCCGGAAGCCCUGGCAGAGCCAGCCUCUGAGAACCCCAAGCCAGCCUUGGCCAGGUCCACCUCCAGUGAAACCAGCGAGGAGCUGAAUUCCCAGGACAGCCCCAAGAAGCAGGACUCCAAGGCCGCCUCGUCUACCUCCUCCUCCGACCCUAUCCUGGACUUUAGCAUCUCGCUGGCCAUGGCCAAAGAGCGGGCACAUCAGAAGCGCGGCUGCAGGCGGGCCCCGCAGAUGGACUGGAGCAAGAAAAACGAACUCUUCAGCAACCUCUGAGCGACCCUGCCGGCCUCACCCGGCCCCUUCCCACCCCCCGCCCCACGGCCCCCCUGAAUCACACACCAAUCAGCACCAGCAUCUCCUCUCUUGGCCAAUCUGAUUUUUUUUCUCCUCAGAACUGUUCUCUGCCUCCCCCCAUCCGCCCCGAUCUCCGAGAAACUGAAGGUGUCCGUCCUGCCCCAAUAGAAAAGCAAACGCUGUCCCCUCCCUACCUCCCCAUCACUGGCACCCCUGGCCGCCCCGCCAGGAACAUUUGACACUCGCACCAAGGAUCAUGUGAUCCCUUGGAGAGGUCACCUGCCCUCCUGACCCCUCCCCCCACCCACCCCGGGGACACAGGUCCAGGCAGAUCAAGGAUUGGCCACGCCUCAGAGUCAACCGGACUGCGCUUCCCUGAUGAUUUUUGGGAGAGCAGUUUGGAUCGUUUUCCUGAUUAAGAUGUGAUUCCCUGGGUGCCUCCACCUUUGCAUUUCUCUCCACACAACACCCCGCCCCCGCCCCAGAUCACAGCAGGGCGGCUGCUGCCAAGUUGAGCCAGGGCACGCGCUGUAAAGAAACUGUCCAGAACUGCUG
This is a messenger RNA of Sorex fumeus (smoky shrew), 1853 nucleotides long. It is a transcript of the gene NHERF1, whose product is annotated as NHERF family PDZ scaffold protein 1. Lineage: Eukaryota; Metazoa; Chordata; Mammalia; Eulipotyphla; Soricidae. The transcript has 6 exons. Gene Ontology annotation, cellular component: apical plasma membrane. The record is from RefSeq and is a predicted model, not a curated record. Bases 216 to 1277 code for a protein of 353 amino acids. Gene Ontology annotation, molecular function: signaling receptor binding; protein-membrane adaptor activity. Gene Ontology annotation, biological process: protein localization to plasma membrane.